This is a messenger RNA of Elgaria multicarinata webbii, 5975 nucleotides long. RefSeq names its product zinc finger protein 585A-like. The record is from RefSeq and is a predicted model, not a curated record. Gene Ontology annotation, biological process: regulation of transcription by RNA polymerase II. NCBI's taxonomy places the organism in Eukaryota, Metazoa, Chordata, Lepidosauria, Squamata, Anguidae. The transcript has 6 exons. Gene Ontology annotation, molecular function: DNA-binding transcription factor activity; RNA polymerase II cis-regulatory region sequence-specific DNA binding. The coding region runs from base 40 to 3609 and encodes 1189 amino acids.
CGCCAGUGGCUGAAGCCAGGGCGACACACCAAGACUCAGAUGCUGGACCUGGUGAUCCUGGAGCAGUUCCUGACUGUCCUUCCCCCGGAGAUGGAGACCUGGGUGAGAGAAUGUGGUCUGAAGACCAGUUCCCAGGCGGUGGCCCUGGUAGAAGGUCUCCUCCUGAGCCAGGCAGUGGACAAGAAGCAGGAAGAGCAGCAGAAUCCGGCCAAAGAGGAAAGCGAUCCUCCAGCCAUGUUGCAGCCUGCCUUGGAGCACAAAGUGAAGACGGAAGGACAAGGCCUCCCUGGUUCUGAGUUAGGAAAAUCCCCUCGUACCAUUCAGGUUGGGAGCAGUGGGGAAUUCUGGGGCAAAACCAUGCAGAACUUCCAGGAUACCCUCAAUCCAGAUGCACAGGUCCAGCGCUUCAGGCACUUUGGCUACCAGGAAGCCGAAGAGCUCCGAGAAGUUUGCAGCCAUCUCCACGAUCUCUGCCAUCAGUGGCUGAAGCCAGAGCAAUGCACAAAACUCCAGAUCCUGGACCUGGUUGUCCUGGAGAAAUUCCUGACUGUCCUGCCCCCAGAGAUGGAGAGCUGGGUGAGGGAAUGUGGAGCAGAGACCAGUUCCCAGGCGGUGGCCCUGGCAGAAGGCUUCCUGCUGAGCCAGGCUGAGGACAAGAAGCAGGACCUGUUUGCCAAAAGGGCCACUGAUAUCCCCAAGGCACAGAAGGCUCCACCAGGACCCAAUCAGAGGCCGCUGCUGGGGUGGAUCUUGCAGGAGGGCGACAGACGGGCAACUUCACUGGGAAAUGGAGAAAGGAUGAGGAAAAUACGUGCCAGCUCAUCUCUUCAUUGCGAUCUGCUUGGAACAGCUUCUGGGAGACUGGAUCAGGUGACCUUUGAGGAGGUGGCUGUCCAUUUUGACCAAGGGGAGUGGGCUCUGCUGGAUCCGGACCAAAGAGCCCUGCACAGAGAAGUCACUAAAGAGAUUUGUGACAUCAUGGCCUCUCUGAGAGGCAAUGGGUGUGUCAGCGAGAAUGAAGGAGAAGCACGCAAGGCGUCAUUGCCAACAGCGAGAACUGAAGCACAAAACCAUAGAAGGAAUGAAGCCCCUGCUUCUCAGGACGGUGAUAGCUGCGAAAUCUCAGUCCAAGAAAUAAUACACAAUGGAAGGGAGAGAUGUAAUUGCCUUCAGUUUGGGAAUGGCUUAAGUUGUAAAUCAAGUCUUACUCUUAAUAGAGGAAUUCCCACAGGGCACAAAUCUUUCAAAUGCUGUGAGUGUGGAAAGACCUUCAUUCUGAAGAAAUACCUGACUUCCCAUCAAAGAAUUCACACAGGGGAGAAACCAUUUAAAUGCUUGGAGUGCGGAAGGAGCUUCAGUCAGAGAGGAAAUCUUAUGUCACACCACAGAAUUCACACGGAAUCAUUUAAAUGCUUGGAGUGUGGGAAGAGCUUCCAUCAGAGCUCACAACUUAUUGCACACCAAAAAAAUCACAGAAGGAAAAAACCAUUUAAAUGCUUGGAAUGUGGAAAGAGCUUCCGUUGGAACUCAUACCUUAUUUCACAUCAAAGAACUCACACAGGAGAGAAACCAUUUAAAUGCUUAGAGUGCGGAAAGAGCUUCCAUCAGAGUUCGCACCUUACUGCACACCAAAUAAUUCACACUGGGGAGAAACCGUUUAAAUGCUCAGAGUGUGGAAAGCGCUUCCAUUGGAGUGGAAGCCUAAUGAGACACCAAAAAAAUCACACGAGGGAGAAACCAUUUAAAUGUUUGGAAUGCGGAAAGAGCUUUAGUCAAAGUUCACAACUAAUGACACACCAAAAAUAUCACACAGGAGACAAACCAUUUAAGUGUUCAGAGUGUGGAAAGAGCUUCAGUCAGAAUUCACACCUAAUUGCACACCAAAGAAUUCACACCACGGAGAAACCAUUUAAAUGCUUGGAGUGUGGAAAGAGCUUCCGUCAGAGCUGGCACCUUACUGCACAUCAAAGAUUUCACACAAGGGAGAAACCGUUUAAAUGUUUGGAGUGUGGGAAGAGCUUCAAAUGGAGUGGAAGCCUAAUGAGACACCAAAAAAAUUGCACGAGAGAGAAACUAUUUAAAUGCUUGGAAUGUGGUAAGAACUUUUGUCAAAGGUCACGACUAAUGACACACCAGAAAAAUCACACAGGAGACAAACUCUUUCAAUGCUCAGAAUGUGGAAAGAGCUUCAGUCAGAACUCAAACCUUAUUGCACACCAACGAAUUCACACCGGGGAGAAACCAUUUAAAUGCUCGGAGUGUGGAAAGAACUUUAAACAGAGUUCCCACCUAAUGACACACCAAAGAAUUCACACAGGGGAGAAGCCAUUUAAAUGCUUGGAGUGCGGAAAGAGCUUUCGUCAGAGCUGGUACCUUACUGCACACCAAAGAAUUCACACAGGGGAGAAAAUGUUUAAAUGCUCUAAAUGUGGAAAGAGCUUCAAUUGGAGUGGAAGCCUAAUGAGACACCAAAAGAAUCACAUGAGAGAGAAACCAUUUAAAUGCUUGGAAUGUGGAAAGAACUUUAGUCAAAGUUCACAACUAAUAACACACCAAAAAUAUCACUCAGGGGAUAACCCAUUUAAAUGCUCAGACUGUGGAAAGUGCUUUAGUCAGAACUCAAACCUUAUUGCACACCAAAGAAUUCACACAGGGGAGAAACCAUUUAAAUGCUUAGAGUGUGGAAAGAGCUUCCGUCAGAGCUGGCACUGUAGUACACACCAAAGAAUUCACACAGGGGAAAAACCUUUUAAAUGCUUGGAGUGUGGAAAGAGCUUCCGUCAGAGCUGGCACCUUACUGCACACCAAAGAAUUCACACAGGGGAGAAAAUGUUUAAAUGCUCUGAAUGUGGAAAGAGCUUCCAUUGGAGUAGAAGCCUAAUGAGACACCAAAAGAAUCACAUGAGGGAGAAACCAUUUAAAUGUUUGGAAUGCGGAAAGAGCUUUAGUCAAAGUUCACAACUAAUGACACACCAAAAAUAUCACACAGGAGACAAACCAUUUAAAUGCUCAGAGUGUGGAAAGAGCUUCAGUCAUAAUUCAAACCUAAUUGCACACCAAAGAAUUCACACCGGGGAGAAACCAUUUAAAUGCUUGGAGUGUGGAAAGAGCUUCCGUCAGAGCUGGCACCUUACUGCACACCAAAGAAUUCACACAGGGGAGAAACCGUUUAAAUGCUUGAAGUGUGGAAAGUGCUUCAGUCAGAGCUCGUCCCUUGUGGCGCACCAAAGAAUUCACAUGAAGGAGAACUCAUUUAAAUGUUCAGAGUGUGGAAAGAUCUAUACAAGGAGAACUUUCCUUAUUUCACAUCAAAAGAAAUGUCAUACAACGGGCAGUGGUAGCGUCACCAGACAGGAAUGGCGGCUUAGGGCUAUUGCUCCACGGCCUGCAAUAACUUUAAAAACACAGAACAUUUGUCAAAAUCCUGGGACUCAUCAGUUAAUGCAAACCCCUUGGACGUGUAACAGGAAACUACUGGCAUACAGGAGAGAGACUGAAAAUAGUAUUUUGGUGCCAGAAGCCACUCUGACAACAGCCCAAGUGUGGUAUCUGAACAAGUUCAUCACAGCAGAAGCACUUCAAAUUACCACCACCACUUAUAAGCACUGACAACUUUGGGCCUGUCCAGACAACACAAUAAGCCAUGGUUAGGCCGCUAACCCUUUGGCAGUAACUGGUUAGGGAGCAUGCUUAAACCAUGGUUAUAUAGCCACCAUCAUUAGGAAUGGUUCACACAACACGCCAAGCCUUCAUGUUUAGUUCAGAAUGCUUAACCAUCAUGGCUUAACAUGUUAUCUGAACAGUGUUACUAUACACAUCUGUCAGAAGUAAAGGCUAUGGCAAUCUGGGAUAUGGUAAUGAAGCUCAAAUACAGGGAUUAGAGGGCAGACUAUAAAUUGAGAGAUUUCUAUUCAAGUAAUAAUCUGCUUGUCAGACAGUUUAGAAGAGGCAAAGUCCCAAGAGAUACCACCUUCAUGGGAUAGAAUCCAUCAGAUCAGGCAUUUUAUUAACCAUGAGGUUACACAUCAGGCUACUUGGAACUUUACCCGUUUGAACAAGGAAUGCAUUGUUUUCAGGCGUACACGAAAUAAUAAUAUCCUUAAUAAUGCUACACCUUAGCUGUCUACAGUUUUACAGCCAUUUGAUGAAAUGAUCUCAAAUGAAGUAUGACAGAUAUGGAAUGAACCUGUAUUUGUCAGAAAAAGCUAUGAGUUCAGUGUUGGCCAAAUUUCAGAGAAGUCUUCUUAAGGCUUAUUCACAGGUGGUAUUUGGCCCCUAUUCAACUCACCUGCAUCACAGGUGCAUCCUCUGAGACAUGGAAAGGGUGUAGGAAGGUAUGUACCUACUGCCACUGUCUGGUAGUAUUCUGUACAUGCUUCCAAACUGAAUCGGGUUUGAUUCCAAAACAAACGUUCAUUUUGAGCUCCAAACUUGCUUUGCUGAACAUUUUUGUGGCCAUGAAUAAGGACAAUCUCUAUAAAGUCUUGAUCACCUCCUUGUUAUUUGCUGACUUGAAAUAGUCAAAAGAUGGAAAGAAACCACACGUAUCCCAAAGGAAUCCAUGUUCAUAAGACAGCAUUUGCAAAAAGGUUAUCCAAGAAGAUAAUUACCGUAUUCAAAUAAAGUUAUCCAGAGGACAAUUACACAUGGCGGUAUUUCGGCCCGUUUCAUGUAACUUUAUUCUGUAUGCGAGAAAUGACAGUGACACAGACCAAUUCCACCUUCCCACAGGAGUAUAUUGCAAAAUCAAUUUGGAUGAUGUUCACAAAUAACAUGUAUAGUUGUAAGAGAACCUCUUCACAUGGUUUCUUGCUUUUAAGUUGUAUAUUAUGUUGUCUUAAUAAAACAAAACAUUCACACGUUAAAAUUGAUGUGAAUGUUUAGAGCAGAGUUGGUCAACUUUGGAAGGUCUUUGGGCUAUUUUUACUCCCCCAGACACCCCCCAUGUGGGCUGCUUCUCAAGCCAUUUUUUUUUAAAUAAAAUGGUGUCCAGAAUGGUACGGAUACCAAAAGGGUCAAAUUAGGUCCACACUGGGGAGUGGUAACUAAGGAAACUUAAUAGACAUUUAAGGAUACAGUUUGGGGUUAAGCAUAAAUUAAGGAUGAGCAUGUUUGAGCAGUCUGGGGGUCAUUUUAGCCCCCCAAGCACUGCACACACCCCUACUGCGGGCGCUGAAAGAGAAAAUGGAGAUGAAAUAGCUGAAACGGAGCACCAAAAGGGGUCAAAAUUGCCUCUCUCUUUUUUUUGCAAGGCUCCCUUUCUUAGAACAUGGAGAUAAACACUUUUCUUUACAGGGAGAGGUGUGAGGCUCAGAGCUGCUGAGGGAUUCAAUCUUUACUUCUGAGUAGAGAUGCAAAGACUCGUCCCACUUAGUUCUGAGUAAGUUUAUAAAGGGUAAGGAGCCAUUCUUGGCCCUGCCCACUCUGCUUUUGGCCACACCCACAGAUGCUGUGCUCCACCGCACCCCCAGACCUUUAGCAGACGGGCCUGAAAAGUUCAUCACCUGUGAUCUAAGGGAUCAGGUCUAUAGCUUGGUGGUUCUUUUGCAUUCGUCACUGUCUCUCAGGGGCUGGUAAUUUCUGUAGUGAGGAGUGCCGCUAAUCAGCUCCUCUCUUCAGUCAUCCAUGCCCAGGUAACUUUUCAUUUGUACAAUUGAAAGACCGUUCGGAAAGUUCAGCUGACGCAGAAUAUGGCGGCAAGAGGUUUGUGCGUUGUGAACAUAUUGCACUGGUCAUUUCUUGCCUUCGCUCAUUUCCGAUUCGUUUCUGAGACCAAUUCAAAGAGCUGGAUUUCCCCUAUAAAGCACUACAUGGCUUGGAACCUCUGUACCCGAGGAAACAUGUUCGAAAGUCCAAGAAGACCCAAAGGUUUUUGCCUGGUGCCCUCUCCAUCUGAAAUGUGGCAGGGCCUUUUCCUUGGUGGGCACCACCUGAUUGUGAACAGUGUCCCUAGAAAAUGCUUGCUUUUUAAUCAC